This is a messenger RNA of Cotesia congregata, 588 nucleotides long. The record is from the annotation of a GenBank genome assembly. NCBI's taxonomy places the organism in Eukaryota, Metazoa, Arthropoda, Insecta, Hymenoptera, Braconidae.
AUGGUUGCUGAGUUAGAGGCGCGAAAUUCAACAAUAUUAAAUGAUCUGGAUUUAUUUUUUAGAAGCAAAAUUGCAAACGAUAUCUGCAAGGGUUUUAAUUUUGAUUUAACCAAGUAUGUUGACAACAUCCAGAUAAACAUUACUAUCUCAUCUACAAAAUUGGACGCUUUACAUAAUGGAAAGUACAUUACCAGAGUGAUGGAGAAUUUUUUUACUGUCAAUAUUACUAAAAUAUCAUGUCUGCACCUAAUCUUUGAUUACUUACAUUUUAAAAUGAAGCAUCCAGAAGUUUUGUGGUGCACAGUAACCUACAACGAUUGGAAUAAAACAUAUCGGAUGGAAAGAAUUAGCUAUCCUACAAUCCUUGAAGGUCUAUACAUCUUAUCAAGCAAUCAAAGAUACCUCUCGCCCUUAGAAAAAAUUCAUACAUCUUUCGACUUUUCACUUAUUCUAGGAACAAUCAUAAUUUCGAUCAUUACCUAUUUAGAUCUUCUAUUCACAAAUUUGAAUCGAACGUGUUCAUUUGCCACAUUUAAAAUAAUUCGCUUGUGGAUUGGUGUUUCAUUUAUUUAUUUAUUUACUUUUUGA